GUUCUUUCCCCUCCAGUCCGAAUAUUGGGCCAGUCUAUCUGAUUGGCCCAUAGGUGACUCUUCAGAGCAGUGCAUGCCACGACUCACUCGAUCACAGACCAAGACCAUGGACCGGAAGGAGGGAGAAUCCCUCCUGGCCUAUGAGGAACGCCUGGCUGCUGUCAUCCAGGAGGCCAAUGACAGGGCUGCCGCCGCGGCCAAGGAACGUGGUCGGAUUGAGCAAGAAGAGGAGGCCAAGCGACAGAAGGAMGAACAGGACCGACUUCGUCAAGAGGAGGCAGACAUGCAGGCGACAGCCGAACACCGGUCACACCAGCGGGAACGACUGUUCACGCGGGAGACCGUGAUCGGCGAUGAGGCCGCACAUUGGGUGCAAGUGGCAUCUGCAGACGAGGCCCCGGAGACUGAGAAAGGGCUGUCAGCCCUUGCGCAGGUCUCCCACGACCUCGUGGCCACCUGCGUUCUGCAGCAGGAGGAAAUCCUUCACCUGCAGCAGACAGUGGACCAGAUGCUCGCACGGCUGCAGGCGUUGGAAAAACAGCCAGCUGUUGUAGCAGCUGCAGGGCCUUCAAACCUUGCCACCCAUGUUCAAGUUUUGGAGGACGACGUCAGCAAUAUCAAGCGUGUGCAUCAGGACUUCAGGACGUCGCAGCAAGCAACGAACUUGCAGUUGGAGACGCAGGUCCAGGCUGCUGCCACCGUGACGCCCGCCGCCGCAUCCUCCAGGCGCCCACCCAAGCUAGAUGACAUUCCAAUCUUCUGCGAUCAGUCCAAGACGGAACCGAUCCCGUGGUGGCGCCAGUUUACUCUCAGGCUCGACAUGCACCAUGUCCCGAACAACGAUCGACAUCUGUGCUUGUACCACCGAUCUGGUGGUGCGUGUCAAGCAUGGCUGGACAACAUCUUGACCAGCCACGGCGUAGCAGUGUCGGAACUGCACACCAAGCUCACUUGGCAGGAGUUGACUGACGCCUGGCACAAGCGAUUCCAAGUGGAGCCGCCCGACCUGCAAGCGAUGGACAAGCUCAACAAGCUCCAUCAGAACACGCUGCUCAGUCAGGACUGGAUUACCGAAUUGCGGAGACACUCGACACAUCUGACAAGCUUUUCAGCACAACGUCAUGGAUCAUUCUCACGAAUAUCGAAGCCCGCAAUGCCGGCCGAUCUUCCGCGACGACGAGCGGCACCCAACCCAAGCCAAAGGUGGCUUGCAUUACUUCUACCGAGGCUGCAACACCAAACGAGGGUGAAGUGUUGGCAGCUGCCYGGGAUGGUGGCCGGCCGCGCAACAACCACGGCCGCGACAAGACGAAGACUCAGUCCACCUCUACACCGAGCACCGGAUCAGCAGCCAACGAACCUUGGGCGCAAUACGAACUCUCGGCGAAUUCCUAUCGCACGCGACUCACCGUUAUUGCCUUUGGUGCAACAGCACCAUCCACGAUGCUGCACAUUGCCCCACCAAGGGGAAACCCCGUCCGGGAAAGUAGGCGCCGCCGAGGGUGACUCGACACCUCCCUCGACGCCAUCGGAAGCGGUUGUGGCCACGACCACCCUUUCUUCCGAGGCAUAUGCGGAUGUCGAGAGUCUUCCACUUUCGUUCGAAGACUUCGCUGCCCGGCUCGUUCCUUCACUGGAUGCUUCUCAAGGACAAGAUACAUGUGCGGCUUUCUCACCGUCCGAAGGUUCUUCCGCCAGUUCGUCUUCAUCAAGGGAUUCGGCAAGCGUGUUCAACGAGGAGGCUUUGGACCCGCUCACACCCGAGGACUUCGGUUGGAUUCUUCUCCCUACGACAGGCAACCUUCCGGGGCCGCAAAGCGCAGCCCUAUGCGCCCUCUUACACGAGUAUCUUUCCUUCCAUGCACCACCAACUUYGCCGACGGUAGACGAAGUCGCGGUGGGGGACAUGCUUGGCUAUGUUGCCAAGGUGGCCCGCGAGUUUAUCUCGCAACGGUACGAAGAAAACAGCGCACCGUCGCUCUACGUUCGCAUUCAGAUUGGGCAAGCGGCCUGCAACGCUUUGCUAGAUUGCGGCGCAACUCGCAACUUCAUCAGCCAGUCCUUCAUGACUCGGGCUGGCCUUGGCGCACAAGUACGGAGGAAGUCACAUCCGACGAUGGUUGCUCUUGCCGACGGUAAGACGAAACARCUUUUAGACCGUUACAUCUCGGCUGUCCCGGUGUACUUUGCACCGCACGCAUGUGAACCCGUCACUUUUGACGUGUUGGACACCGACUUCGAUGUCAUUUUGGGAAUGCCUUGGCUUUCUAGCGCGGACCACACGGUCAAUUUCCAUCGACGCACGCUCACGAUUCGUGAUGCAACUGGCGCCGAGGUCCCGUGUACUAUUCCUCCUCCUCGCUCUUCCAUUCGGUGCMAAGUCGUGAGUGCCAAAUCUUUUCGAGACACAUGCCGUUCCGAGCAUGUCGAAGAGAUUGACAUCGCUUUUCUUCGAACCGUCCCGACGACCGAUUCAUCAUCCACGGAUGUGUCUUCCGACCCCCGUGUGACCCGGUUGUUAGACGAGUUCUCGGAUGUUUUUGAGACACCCUCCGGUAUAGUGCCAGACCGGCCAAUCUCUCAUGAGAUCAUACUUGAGGCCGGUGUCGUGCUACCGAAGGAAUGCAUUUAUCGCAUGUCCGAGGAGGAGCUCACGGUUCUCCGUGCGCAACUCGACGAUCUACUUGACAAGGUUUGGAUCCGCCCUAGCAGCUCACCUUACGGUGCGCCCGUUCUCUUCGUUCAGAAGAAGAACAAGGACCUUUGACUUUGCAUUGACUACCAACGCCUCAACGCGCAAACCAUCAAG
Messenger RNA from Chara braunii, 2809 nucleotides. NCBI's taxonomy places the organism in Eukaryota, Viridiplantae, Streptophyta, Charophyceae, Charales, Characeae. The record is from the annotation of a GenBank genome assembly.